GUUGCGCCGCAGAUGAGAGGUCUUUUGCCACACAGAAAAUCUUAUCACAAAAUCUUCACUGAAGCCAAUCCCACAGCAACUCACCAAUAAAUGCUGGAAAUAUUCCCAUCAUCUUACAAUUGAAAAUCAAAACAAGUAGGAAACACUACUGGUGUAAAGACACAUUCUACUUAUGUAAAGAUGGAGUUUAUUAAAGUGGAGAUUUUGGACAUGGGUGAUCCAGCACCAUGCAGAGUGAAAAGUGAAGAUACUGAGGAACAAAGAGACCUGAUUGGAGUGAAAGAUGAAAGUCAAGAACCGAGUGAAGACGAGGCGAAACAUCAGUAUCAGAAUCCUCAUAAUGUCACAACUGGAGAAAAUGCCUUAACCAAAAUUUAUUUCAUCUGCCCUCAGUGUGGAAGGAGUUUCACCCAACAACAUCACCUUAAGGAUCACAUGAGAAUUCACACUAGAGAGAGACCUUUUACUUGUCCUCAGUGUGGAAAAAGUUUCACCCAACAAGGACAGCUUAAGCGUCAUGUAAGAAUUCACACUGGAGAGAAGCCUUUCACAUGCCCUCAGUGUGGAAAGAGUUUCACACAGGCACAAAGUCUCAAAAUUCACGUUCAUGUUCACUCUGGAGAAAUGCCGUUUAACUGUGAGCAGUGUGGACAGAAAUUUGUUUUGGCAUCACACUUACAAAGACACAUAAGAACUCAUACAACGAGAGGCCCUACACAUGCUCUUUUUGUGGAAAGAGUUCUAAACGCAUCAGUGAUUUUAAAAAGCACCAAAUAACACAUUCUGGUGUUAAAGCUCAUGUGUGCUCUGAGUGUGGAAAAGCUUUUUCUAGAGCUAGUGACUUGCAGCGGCACCAAAAAGUUCAUAGUGGAGAAAAACCUUACAAGUGUUCACUUUGUGAAAAAGGUUUUAACGAGUCUUUUAAGCUGAAAAUACAUGCAAGAAUGCAUACUGGAGAGAAGCCAUACACCUGCACUUUAUGUGGGAAGAGUUUCAGCACAUCAAGUGCUCGAAUGAUUCAUAAGAAAAAGCAUUGUCCAAAGUUAUCAAAGUGAGCAAAGUUCAUAUUCAGGUCCAAAGGUUCCUUUGAAGAUCCAGGCUCAGCAGGUCCUUAGAAUGGGAGAGGAUGGUGUUUAGAUAUGUGUAGGUCCAAAAAACACAGAUAGUCAGCAUAAAGGUAGUCCAUCCUAAAUUCAGCGGUUUUAAUGUCUUCUAAAGUAAACAUAUAUUAACAAUAUUUAAAAUUUUUGGGAAGUUUUAGAACAACCUUUAUUUUUAAUGUUUCAGGAAUGCUUAGGAAAAGGUGGAAUGAUUUCUACCAUGAAGCAAGGACUGAUUUCUCUCAUUCAAAAACCAGACCAUAUACCAUAUAUAUAUAUAUAUAUAUAUAAGUUGAUUGCAACAGUGUAUUCCAACAGAGUCUUGAUCAAGUCAUAAAUGAAACACAGACAUGUUUUAUGAAAGGGCGUCACAUCAGCUGUAAUAUCCGGCUUGUUUUGGACCUCGUAGUCUAUAUGGAAGAAAUAAAUUCUGAUGCAAUAAUUAUAUUUCUCGACUUUUAUAAACCCUU
Xyrauchen texanus (razorback sucker) is the source of this 1570-nucleotide messenger RNA. Its product is annotated as gastrula zinc finger protein XlCGF49.1-like. The coding region runs from base 181 to 777 and encodes 198 amino acids. NCBI's taxonomy places the organism in Eukaryota, Metazoa, Chordata, Actinopteri, Cypriniformes, Catostomidae. The transcript is spliced from 3 exons. Gene Ontology annotation, biological process: regulation of transcription by RNA polymerase II. The record is from RefSeq and is a predicted model, not a curated record. Gene Ontology annotation, cellular component: nucleus. Gene Ontology annotation, molecular function: DNA-binding transcription factor activity, RNA polymerase II-specific; RNA polymerase II cis-regulatory region sequence-specific DNA binding.